AUGCCCGUUGCUGCUGUUGGCGGCGUUCCCGGUGGACAUGGUCAACAACCGACAUGCUUCCAAAAGAUACGUCUGGGUUUCAUGAUGGGAUGCAUGAUUGGAGGUGCAACCGGAGUGCUUAUAGGGGGCUUUUCCGCACUUCGAAUGGGGUUGCGGGGAAAAGAGCUACUUAUUCAGACCGGCAAGAUAGUGGCACAAUCAGGCGGGCCUUCGGUGUUGAUAUAUUAUCUCGGUUGCCUGAAGCUUCGAUAUUUUUAUUGUAUUACUCACAUUUAA
Messenger RNA from Necator americanus (New World hookworm), 276 nucleotides. RefSeq lists its product as uncharacterized. Gene Ontology annotation, biological process: protein import into mitochondrial matrix; protein insertion into mitochondrial inner membrane. Gene Ontology annotation, cellular component: TIM23 mitochondrial import inner membrane translocase complex. The record is from RefSeq and is a predicted model, not a curated record. NCBI's taxonomy places the organism in Eukaryota, Metazoa, Nematoda, Chromadorea, Rhabditida, Ancylostomatidae. The transcript is spliced from 5 exons. Bases 1 to 276 code for a protein of 91 amino acids.